AUGCCUCGUCCGGUCCUCCCAGAUGUCGCCGUGAUCUGCGGCCUCGUACGCCUUGCGACUUAUUCGCUAAUGUGUAUACUCUCAUGGGCAGGCUACGACUGGCGAUCCACCUCCAUCCGCCACUCCUCCCCAGACACCGUUUCUCCGCUCUACCCCGACCGUCCUAUCAGGCCGCUCCCCAAGCGCCGCCUGCGCGCCCGCCUGUCGCCCGAGCAGGCCGAUUCCAUCACGUACCCGUCGCCGCCCGUGAGCUCGUCGCCGGUCUUUGAUUUCCCCUACACACAUCCGGACAAGGUGCAGAGCAUUUCGACACGCCAGCAGCGCGGGGAGAAGGAGCACAAGUGCUGCUGCGGCGCAGACCACUCGGAGCCCGAGAGCGAGGAGGACGACGACGAGCGGCUUGCGACGGGCGGCUUGGGCAGCGGCGUGUCGAACCCCCUCCCACCUGGAUCCGCGUCAUCGGCCGACGGCUACGAUUCUUUCGAGAACUCCAACAACAACAAGAAGCGAAAGAUACCGGUGUCGGGCAGCGCGGGACACCACGGCAACCUGACGGCCGAGAUGGCGAGCAUGGGCAUCUCGACGCAAGGCGGCGACGCUGCGCACGACGGAGAGAACAACGUGGGGCAAUAUUACGGAAGCGGCUCGUCGGCCAUGCCCGCGCCGGGCUCGGGCACGGGCAUCUCGGGAGCUGGCAGAGGACGGUAUGGCAGAUCAGCAGCGAGGUCCUCGAACGAACGACGGCCGUUGGGAGCUUCAACAUCUAGUCUCAACGCUUACGCUAACGGCGGCGCUGGCAGAGCAAGAACGAACGGUGCGCUGGCAAACGGAAAGGCGGCUAAUUACGACCACGGCAUCAUCUCUACUGCCAUUGCAAACGCAAACGCCGCCGGCCACUCGUCGCAGCAGCAGAGCAAGGGCAAGGAAAACGUCAGCCUGCUGCAGCAGGAAGCAGCCAAGACCACGCCGCAGAAGACGCAGUUCACCUUCACCUGCGGCUCGCUCAACCAGCCUGCUUGGCCCAGCGCAAACGGCACCUACCCUGCUGCUGACCCGCGCGCACCUCCACCUGCGCCAUCGUCUGCAGGUCCGCCUUCCGCAUCACGCAUACCUCUACCGACACAGGCCGCCAGGUCUACCCACGGCACACAAACAAGUCCGCAGAUGAACGGCACGCAGCACCCGUCGGUGCCCGGCCAGCAGGCGCCGCCACCGGCUCCCAAUGCCCAGCAAGGCACCCCACAACAGCAACCGAAGAAGCCGCGACGCAAACCCGAGAAGAUCUACGCGAUGGCUGCUCGUCGCCGUCGCCUCCAGCAGGAGUAUACAAACUACCAUCACCCGCCGGCGCGCGAUGACAUCUGGAUCUGCGAGUUUUGUGAAUACGAGGACAUCUUCGGUGAGCCUCCGCGAGCUUUGAUUCGCCAGUACGAGAUCAAGGACCGCAAGGAGCAGAAGCGUAUGGCGGAGAAGCGGCGUCUGUUGGAGAAGGCGAAAAUGAAAGGCCGCAAGGGAAAGAAGGCAGCCAAGGGCAGCGGCGCUCGGCAGGCCCAGCAGGCCCAACAUUCGCAGCAGCAGGCGCCGCAGCACGAGUACGAUCAGCAAGUCAACCCCGACGGAACCAUCGAUGGACAAGACGAGUACUUUGAGGACGAUUAUGACGAUAGCGUGGCUCCGCCCGACGUUGAUGCCGAUGUCGAUGCUGGGUAUGUACCUCCACCAGCGCUUUCUGAACCUCCGGAUAAUUCCGUGAUCUCCCAGGAUCAUGGCAAUGAGGCCACAACCGACGAACUCAGCGACGGAGGAGGUACCCGAGGAGAUGCCCGAGGAGAUACCGAUCCCGUGGCGUUGGGCAAGAGCGUUUGA
Diplodia corticola is the source of this 1866-nucleotide messenger RNA. RefSeq names its product protein ibd2. The coding region runs from base 1 to 1866 and encodes 621 amino acids. The record is from RefSeq and is a predicted model, not a curated record. The transcript has 4 exons. Lineage: Eukaryota; Fungi; Ascomycota; Dothideomycetes; Botryosphaeriales; Botryosphaeriaceae.